AUGGCUCACAAGAUAACCCACACACGAGCGGUUGUGCCGCAGGUGCAUGAAGACAUCAAUGUGAACGUCAUCAACCCACCGCCGUCGAUCGUCAUUCAGAGAAACCCGCCGCCCGUCAUACAGAAUAUCCACGUGACCAAGCAGGAGUCACAGGCAUGUCUACAGGCGUUCGCUCUGGUGCCCAGCCACAACGUUCUCGUCCAGACGGUAAGUCGCUAUCGCGUCGAUGGCUACAUCCCUGGAAUCGGCCAUCCGACGUUUUGCGACGGAAGCUUCAACUACUACCGAAUUCCCAACUACAAGUACAUCGUCGACCUCAAGAAGAAGAAGGCUUAG
Molecule: messenger RNA, 336 nt
Organism: Soboliphyme baturini
Lineage: Eukaryota; Metazoa; Nematoda; Enoplea; Dioctophymatida; Soboliphymatidae
Source: the annotation of a GenBank genome assembly